Ricinus communis (castor bean) is the source of this 1190-nucleotide messenger RNA. Its product is annotated as probable ribose-5-phosphate isomerase 4, chloroplastic. NCBI's taxonomy places the organism in Eukaryota, Viridiplantae, Streptophyta, Magnoliopsida, Malpighiales, Euphorbiaceae. The record is from RefSeq and is a predicted model, not a curated record. Gene Ontology annotation, biological process: pentose-phosphate shunt, non-oxidative branch. Bases 82 to 978 code for a protein of 298 amino acids. Gene Ontology annotation, molecular function: ribose-5-phosphate isomerase activity. The transcript is spliced from 9 exons.
GCAAUACAUAUCCAUUUUUAAACCAAGAGAAAGGGAUAAACAUAUAUAAAGGAAACAGGAGGGAAAACAAGGAUCAAACAAAUGGCAUCGUCCUCAUUAAUGCCAACACUUGCAUACUCUAUUUCUCCUACUAAUUUCAAGGGAAUUACUUCAACCCCAAAUCCAUGGAAAUUCAGAAGAAUUUCUUUCCCCAUUAUUCGAGCAAACAGUACACUUGCUGACAGCUCUUCUCUCCUAUAUGCAGCCAAGCAUACUGUUGAUACACACAUAAAAAGUGGCAUGGUUAUUGGAUUAGGGUCUGGACACGCUUCUGGUAUGGCUAUACAGUAUUUGGGUCGGCAACUUCGUAUUGGUGUUUUAAAAGAUAUUGUAGGCAUACCCAUGUCAAUAGCAAGUGCAAGUGAAGCAGCAAAGGCAGGCAUUCGUUUGGACCAAUACCAAGAUGGUUCUCAAAUUGAUUUUGCAUUUGACGAUGCUGAUGUUCUGGAAGAAGACACACUAAUUGCAGUCGUUGGUCGCCAAAAAAUGCAAGGUGAGGAGUCAUUCAUCCAAGAGAAGUCAAUUCUAAAUGCAGCCAGUAGGCAUGUUUUCAUGAUCUCAGAAAAGCAGUAUAAAAGCCGUCUAGAUGGUUCCAUACCAGUUUUAAUUCAACCCCUGAGCUGGAUGGAAACUGCAGAACAGAUAGAUGAUUUGUUUUUAGGUGAUGCAGAGAUAUGGAGAAGACCUUCUAUAGGGCAAGCAGGUCCGCUUGGAGGUGACUUCCCUCUUGUUACUAGAGAAGGUCACAAUGUUCUUGAUGUCAUCUUUACGUCUCCAAUACAAAGUCUUGCUGAAGUGGCUGAAAGCCUUGACAAAGUUGAUGGGGUUGUGGAUCAUGGAAUCAUUUCCAAGUUCCCAUGCAGUGCAGUGAUUGCUUCUGAUAGUGGGCUAUACAUUGUAAAUAAUCCCUCAACAGAUGCAGAGACGGUUGUCUUGUGAGUGAUGUUUCUGGUAUUGUUCCUGUACACAACCCAUCCUUUUGUGAAGAUUAAUACCGAGUAAAGAAGAAAGAAAGAUAAUUAGAGUUAAAAGAUGUAAAUUUAUGGCUUUUUUUUUUCUUUCUUUUCCUGUGUGACUUAUCACUGAUAUGUAACAGUAUAUCGGUUUGCAGUUGAAUUAAUUAAACCAGUCCUGAAUUUUCUGUGUCAUAA